Sodiomyces alkalinus F11 is the source of this 174-nucleotide messenger RNA. RefSeq lists its product as hypothetical. The annotation marks the transcript as partial. Lineage: Eukaryota; Fungi; Ascomycota; Sordariomycetes; Glomerellales; Plectosphaerellaceae. The record is from RefSeq and is a predicted model, not a curated record. The transcript has a single exon.
GAGGCGUAUCCUAAUAGCCCUCGCGAUAUCUUUAUUUUCUUAGCUUCGUGGCUUUGUGGAUUCCUCCGCCGAUACAAGAUUAUAUAUUGGCGUAUCACUAAGCAGGCUACUAAGCCCCUAGCAGAUCUCCUCCUAGCUAUUAUAAGCUUCCUUUCGUUUAUCCAGCGGAAUUAA